Stylonychia lemnae is the source of this 915-nucleotide messenger RNA. NCBI's taxonomy places the organism in Eukaryota, Ciliophora, Spirotrichea, Sporadotrichida, Oxytrichidae. The record is from the annotation of a GenBank genome assembly.
AUGAGAAAAUUUAAAGGUAAUCGCAAAUCACCUAAUCUGUAUUAGUUGAAGAAGAAAGGUCAAGUCAAGCAGCUACUUCUCAUUUUUGAUGCCUUAAACAUCAUAUUCAGCGGAAUAAAUCAUUAUUAUGUUGGAAUAGGAAUACACAGUGGUCUCGCUAGUCUACAUGUGAUCUUAUUUGGACUUGAUGUAUUCCUACGAAAGAAAGGCUACAAGAAGUAAAAGAAGUACUCACAGAGGAUAUUUGAUAUUGUCUAUUACAUCUCAGCAUAUUUAAUCAUGAUGAGCUUUCUGCUUUACUUUUGCUCUUAUCUUAAAUUUCCUUCAGAUCUUACUAAGAGUUUUCCUACGUAAUGUCUUGGCCAGUAUUUCGCUGAUAAUGGACCUAUUCAGACAGUGUGUAGAAGAAUCACUAAUGAGAAUAAUUUUCACUUCAAUGCAUCGGCUGAUUAUCCUAUCGGCUUCUAAACGAAUGAUGAACUUACUCCGAUAAUCAAGGACUGGCUAGAUAACCACUAACAUAAAUAAUACUAUAUAAAUUCAGAAUAAAAUAGCAUUAAAUUGACUGAUGAUCUGGAUAAGCUUUAACUAACCUGUGAAAAAUACCUUUUAAUCUAGUUGGUGGAUAAUGUAGGUUUUAUGCAAGACAUAGCUAUAGAAAUAUUAAAAUACUAGCCGAAUGAUUAGAAUGCAGUUAAAUAUCUCCAAGUACAGUCCUAACUGAGAAUAGGUUUGAAAGACUAUGGCAAUAAUGAUAAAAACAUUUAGUCCUUGCUUUCUUUCCUUAAGAAAAAGUAUCCCAAUAACUUUUUGACUGAAUACCCCCAAUAAAAGAGCACUGAAACAGCCAUAAAGUAAUCUCAAUCUAAACUGAUAAAAGAGUAACACUAUUUAUUUUAUGAAUAAUAGCUAUGA